GCAGAGAAGGGUCCCCCCGUGAAGGGGCUGCUCCCCCGAACUGCCCCGCAUCGCAGCCAGGCCGCGGCUGGGGACAGCGAUGGACAGGCCGGGGACAGCGAGGGGAUGGGCUGCGAUUGGGCCCCUGCAGCCCUGAGGAGUUAUCUGCUAGAUAAAGGAACAGACAUUUCCCCUCAGUGCUGGCACCGCUGAGGUACCGCAGUUCUGGGAGAACACCACAGAGUGAUUUCACUCCCCCCUGGAUUUCCUGCGAGUUAAUUGUGAUGCCAUAAAGAUGUUUCCAUAUGCGGGAGCUACUUCCAUGUGGGCUUCCUGCUGCGGGUUGCUGAAUGAAGUCAUGGGGACGGGAGCAGUGCGUGGCCAGCAGGCUGCCUUUGGGGGAGGGGCUGGUCCCUUCAGGUUCACACCAAGCACGGGAUUCUCAGCAUAUCCAGCUCCUGCUGCAGCCAGCACCAACAUCGUCUGCAAAGCCUGUGGACUCUCCUUCUCAGUUUUCAGGAAAAAACACGUGUGCUGUGACUGCAAGAAGGAUUUUUGCUCAGUUUGUUCCGUCUUACAAGAGAACCUGCGAAGAUGUUCCACCUGUCACUUGCUGCAAGAAACGGCCUUCCAGCGCCCUCAGCUAAUGAGAUUGAAAGUGAAGGAUCUGCGUCAGUACCUGAUCCUCAGGAACAUCCCCACGGACACCUGCAGGGAGAAGGAAGACCUGGUGGACCUGGUGCUGUGCCACCAUGGCCUGGGCUCGGAGCAGGACAUGGACGCUGGCAGCUUGCGCUCGUCGCGCUCCCAGAGCUCGGGCUUUUUCACCCAUCCCUUCUCCACGUCUGUGCCUGUGCCAAACCCAGAACCUGGCAGCAGGAGGGGAAGCACAGGGAGUGGAACACCUUCACGGGGACAAACGGAAACAUCUAUAAAUAAUGAAGAAGAAGAAAGUGCAGAAGAGCAGACACCGGGACUGACCAGGAAGAGAGCCAGGGCCUCCCUGUCCGAUAUCUCCAGCCUGGAAGACAUCGAAGGGUUGAGUGUUCGGCAGCUGAAGGAAAUCCUCGCCUGCAAUUUUGUCAACUACUCAGGAUGCUGUGAAAAAUGGGAACUUGUGGAAAAAGUGAGCAGACUAUACAGAGAGAAUGAGGAGAACCACAAGACACAGGGGGAGAGGAUGCAGCUGAACGAGGACGACGACAGCCUGUGCCGGAUCUGCAUGGACGCCGUGAUCGACUGCGUGCUGCUGGAGUGCGGCCACAUGGUCACCUGCACCAAGUGCGGCAAGAGGAUGAGCGAGUGCCCCAUCUGCCGCCAGUACGUGGUACGGGCUGUGCACGUGUUCAAAUCCUAACCCAGGGGGGAUUCCUGGCCCCAGCACUCCUGUGGGCAGGACAGCUCGCCCUGGGGCACACGGCAGCGUUGGUGUGUUGGUUAAACUCACUCGGCCUUUUCAACAUCAAGAUGUAGAAGGUGGUGAAAGGUUUUUCAAGCAGUUCCUGCAGGGCUGGGCAGGCCCAGGCCCUGCCCCACUGACCUUACAGCCCCACAGAUUGUUGGAGUCAAACUGUUUACAGCAGUUCUUGCUCUCUUCUGAAGAAUCUCACCUGUCCUUGCGCAUUCAGCACUUGGCAAGUGGUCAGCAAACACCUCUGCUUGAGCCUGUUAGCCUGUGGUGUUCUCUAGUGCAUUAGAAGCAAUGGAUAUAUCAGUCGAUUAUUCAGCUUUUCCCUAUGGAUAGAAUGUAUCUGUUCCAGCAGCCCGGCUGGUGCUGGUGUCAGACACAGUUUAGGAAGCACUGCCAUGAACUGUUCCUGCACAGAAGCCCUUAAGCAGUCUUGCUUUAUGCUGAUUGCUCCCUCUGAAUGUCUGUCAUGACACGUGUGCUGUCUUGGCUGUUCUCUGUCAGUGUACAAAACACUCCAUCACUUUGCAGGGCUCAGGGCCUACACCAGGCUCUGCCUGGUGGGCUCCAAAAGCAGUUACUGAGUGAUAUUUAGUUUAGGAAUAAACUAUUUUUUUAAGAAGGGGUACUGUAGGUACCUUAAUCUGCUCAUGCCUGUUGUAACUAUUAAUCUGUGAUGAUUGAUUGUACUCCAUGUGCCGACAGCCUGAUGUUACUGUGAAUCCUGAGCAGGGGCACCACCUCCUUGCUGCUAAGGUGGAAUGUACAGCAUUUACUAACCUUAACUGGGGAGGGGGAAGCAGGAGCAGGGACAGGCUUUGUUUAAAGUCUCCUGUUCACAGACUUUGGUCACCCAAAGACAAGUCACCCAAACCAGCUGCCCAGGGGCUGCUGAGGGCUCUGGAUUGCUGCCAGCUCUUGGACCAAGGGCAGGUUCUGUGCCCUGAGCUGGGGUUCAGGUCCUCUCAGAGCAGGAAGGGUAAGGUCCUGCCCUGGAGAUGUCUGUGAGCAGUGACCUGAGGAAGGGAGCAGCAAGAGGAGCUCAGGCUGGGGCUGAGAACAGGAGCCCUGUGCCCAAGAACAGCCACGACUGGGACUGCUGAAGUUCACUGUAAAAAAGAGGUGAGGAAGGACCAUGUGUGUCCAGUUAUUCUUUAAGCAGAGUUGAUUAAAGGUGCAGUGUCUCCUUUGAUUCCCCCUGUGGCAGCAAAGUUCCAGAGCCAAGGCUCUGCUUGGCUGAGGGUGGAGCACCUGAGACCCAGACCUGUGCUGCACUGGCACCUGCUCUUACCUUCAUGAAGGGUUGGAAGAGAAAGCAGCUCCUCCUCACACCAAACACAACUCCAAGCUCUACUGAGUAUUUUUCAGAAGGGAGCAAACCUCUCAAUGGCUUUAUUUUUUAGAAGUAACUUUUUAAUGGUACUUAAUUCCUGGAGUCUGUCCAGAGGGGAGGCUAAUGAAGACAGACGUGCCCUCGGUGUUAUUUCCAUGCUGCUCAUUAGCCACUCGAGCUUAAUAAAGAUCGGUGAUGGGCUCUCUCA
Molecule: messenger RNA, 2928 nt
Organism: Catharus ustulatus (Swainson's thrush)
Lineage: Eukaryota; Metazoa; Chordata; Aves; Passeriformes; Turdidae
Gene: RNF34
Product: ring finger protein 34
Exons: 7
Coding region: 275-1336 (353 amino acids)
Biological process (GO): protein K48-linked ubiquitination; negative regulation of extrinsic apoptotic signaling pathway via death domain receptors; proteasome-mediated ubiquitin-dependent protein catabolic process
Cellular component (GO): cytoplasm; plasma membrane
Molecular function (GO): ubiquitin protein ligase activity
Source: RefSeq, a predicted model, not a curated record